AUAUUGGCGGAAACGCGGAGACGCCGUGCGCCGCGACGCUCAUUUAUCGAACGCCGGUCCGUGAGCGAAGGGAUGAUGAAAAAAAUGAUAUAUCUAGAGUGUGUGCGAGAGAGAGAGAGAAAGAGAGUGAUAAAGACGUGGGGUUGGAGGAGGAGGACCUUCAUCCAUGCAAUCGGAUGGUCCAUCCAUCCGAGGAGGGCCUUGCACGCGCGAUGUUCAUCCUCCGAUACCAAAAUCAUCUUAUAAACGCCCUUCUCGAAAUGAGCUGACAAUCGCUUCUUCCUGUCUACCAUCGCAGAGACUUAAGAGGAGAUACUACAGAUGAUCGGUUGGAGAUGCAGACGUGGAGGCCCCAAUCGGUGCUGUGGCUGCUUUUCAUAGUGGCAGCGUGCAGCCUCCUCUUCGUCUGCAACAUUCUGGAGAUACGCACGUACACCAUCAAGACUGCGUACUUCCUGCAGUCGUCGCCGAGGGUGCAGGAGGAGCUGAGCAUGAAGGGCUUCUUCAUCCGAACACCGGGAUGCACCAUACCGGAGAUGCGAGCGAUGGACGACUCGAUCAAGAAAUACAUCUUCAUGGAGAAGAGCGUGCUGUGCAACAACGGCACUCCGCCUCUGAUAGAUUCGAACAGGACAUCCAUUUACUUGUUGGAAUCGUCGCUGGAGUACUACAAUCUGAACGAUACGGAGCAGCUGACCUGCUGCUACCAAGAAUUCCAUCGAGUUGCUCCGGGUCAAUCCAAAGAUGACCGCGUCGAUUUUGGUAAAGAGUGCGUCCCGUUCGAGGUUUGGACAGAUAUAGAGCACGAAUUUAUACGGGUGAAAUGUUUCCACAAUAGGUCUAUGAUUUACAAAGAUUUCUUUUCGUUUGUACCUGCUAGAAACGCUUCGAACGUUGGAAAGGAGAAGCUCAACGUUCUGAUCGUUGGCAUCGAUGCGGUGUCGAGACUGAAUUUGCAUCGGCAGAUGCCGGAGACUGUGCGCUUUAUGAAAGAGCUGAAGAGUUACGAGAUGAUGGGCUACAAUAAGGUCGGGGAUAACACGUUUCCGAAUCUGAUACCCGCGUUGACGGGGAUGAGCGAGGAUGAGCUGCAGAGGACGUGCUGGAACGCGAGCACGCAUUUCGACGAGUGCCCGUUCGUUUGGAAGGACUUCAAGGAUUCCGGUCGAUUGACGGGGUUCGGUGAGGAUUCGGCCUGGAUGGGUCUGUUUUAUUACACGAAGAAGGGUUUCAGGAGGCAACCGACUGAUUACUUCUGGGAUCACUUCGAUAUGACGGCCGAGAAGGAAAUCGGAAACAUGCACAGAUUGAACGUGGAUCAGUGCGUCGGGGCGAGGCUCGUGCACAAGGUGUUCUUGGAUUACAUCUCGAAGUUUGCGGAGACGAUGCGCGUCAAUCGGUUACCCUAUUUCGGGUUCUUCUGGGGCGCGAGCUUGACUCACGACUUCUUGAAUAAACCCAAGCUGGGCGAUAGGGAUUACGUCGAUUUCUUGAAGAUGCUGAACGCGAGUGGGACUCUGGAUGACACGGUUUUGGUGCUGAUGAGCGAUCACGGGAUCAGAUGGGGCGAGAUCAGGAGCACGUAUCAAGGACGCAUGGAGGAGAGACUACCGUUCCUGUAUCUGCGAUUCCCUGAGAGUUUCGCGAAGCGAAACCCUUUAGCUAUAAACAACUUGAGGACUAACGUGAGGAGACUGACCACGCCGUACGAUUUGCACGAAACCCUUCUGGAUCUCGUCGAUCCCAAGAAGUUGAGAGACGAUUCGAUCCAGGAGCGGAACGUCAGCAAUCAGACGACGAGGCGGGCGUACAGUUUAUUCGAUAAGAUCACGACGAACAGGAGUUGCGAGAGCGCCGGAAUAUCGGCGCAUUGGUGCACGUGCCAAACAAGUGAAAAGGUGGACGUGGGUGAUCAGGUGGUGCAGGAAGCGGCCAACCACACGGUGAACGAGAUCAACGAGCUUCUUGUAGGGUACGCGGACUGCGUUUAUCUUGAACUCGAAGAGGUCUUGGACGCAACGGUACAGAUCAAUACGGAUGUCAUCAUGCAAGGCACGCAGAACCAGGACUACACCAUCACAUUCAGGACUCGACCCAGCGCCGCCGUCUUCGAGGCGACAGUCCGAAGGAUAUUUCUUCCCACGAACGAGUACCAUUUCAACGUGACCGGCACCGUCAGUCGCAUCAAUUUGUACGGCAAACAGAGCCUCUGCAUCACCGACUUCCACUUGAAGCUUUACUGCUACUGCAAACAGUAUAUUUCCAACAACAACAACAACAUCAAUCCAAUAAUCGAUUAGCUUUUCAAUUGUAAAUGAGAGGCGAUAUUUUUUUAACUUUUUAUUUGUUCCAUGAAACAUUUAUACGAUUAAUGUUAUUUAAGCAAGGGGAGAAACGAUGAUGAGAGAAGAAAAUCUGUGAUUUUUUGAAAUGAUAGUUAAUAAAAAUAUAUAUAUAUAUGUAUACUUACUUGUACGCGGAAUAUUUGUAAAUAACAUUUACCCGAGAAUAAACUUGUUGUUUUUAGUUGACAAUAA
Nicrophorus vespilloides is the source of this 2537-nucleotide messenger RNA. RefSeq lists its product as uncharacterized. The transcript is spliced from 2 exons. Bases 336 to 2300 code for a protein of 654 amino acids. The record is from RefSeq and is a predicted model, not a curated record. NCBI's taxonomy places the organism in Eukaryota, Metazoa, Arthropoda, Insecta, Coleoptera, Silphidae.